Frankliniella occidentalis (western flower thrips) is the source of this 881-nucleotide messenger RNA. RefSeq lists its product as uncharacterized. NCBI's taxonomy places the organism in Eukaryota, Metazoa, Arthropoda, Insecta, Thysanoptera, Thripidae. The transcript has 4 exons. The record is from RefSeq and is a predicted model, not a curated record. Bases 124 to 708 code for a protein of 194 amino acids.
UGGAAUAACAGAUUUCCAGAGCAAUGUCACUGCCCAUUCACUCGACAACCACGCAUGGUUUCCUUUGAGGUCAUGUUUAUUUUAGUUCAGAUAGGGGACGAACGCGUUCGCGACACUUUGUGAAUGAGAAAAGGCACACUCAUUGCAUCCCUUUGCUGGAUUGCCCAUCUUGCUUCAUUCGCUGCGCUCGGCAAAGGAAUACAUUCGUUUGCUGGACCUUUCAUCAUAUACAUCUCAGCUGUCAAUGACUGCAAGGACGUGAAUAGUCCUAUCGUGACUCAUAGAACACGUUUUAGUCAUUUCAAUCCCAGACGGCCAUUCGACAAGCAGACAUUGUCAGGGAAUAUAACCGUUCCUGUGCCGAUUGAUGACACAUGGUGGGGAAGCAUUACGCUUGACAUCCGAUCAAAUAACCAAUGGAAAAGUAACGCAUUUAUCUUCAACAUAACUCAACAUUUCUGUAGUGCAAUGCGGAAAAAUGUUCCAGGCUACUUCCACGCAGCGUUUGGGCUCGACCCGAACAGCAAGGCUCCGUGCCUCAUCCCCAAUGGAACCCACACAUUUAAAGAUGAACCUGUAUCUUGGGACCCGCCUAACGUCCCCAUAAUGCCGUAUGGAUUCUACCGGUCACACAACGUUGGGGGAGUAGGAAGACAUAUGCACGCCUGCUAUUUGACAGAAUGUCACAUUAUUCCGAAGCCUACAUAGCACGUUUUAUCUUUACAUCACGGGUUUGGCCCCCCGUAAGGUGAAAAGGAGGGCCUUUUGCAAUGUGGCCCACACCACGUCAUACAACUCAGACCACAGACAAAAGGUCAAUGUCACUUCAACAUAUUCGAAUGUAUCCAAAAAAUAAAAAUAAAAAAAUACGGGUGUUUAUU